AGUAGACAGUAUGUAUCCUUAUGACUACGUGUGAGGGUCACAACUGGAGCUGUGUUUGCGAAUGAAUUGGCAUGUGUUUGAGACCGGGUUUUAUUCUAAAGAGACAAUCAGGAACCACGAAGGAAAUAGCCAAUCUACCUGGAACUACGUCAGACUUUGCCGUUGUGGAGCUGUUGACCAAGUGGCUACUGGAAACUGAAAUAAGACUUGCGUGGAUAACUUCGAGGAAAGUAUAGCCUAACGUUAACGCUGACACACGAGAAGAACGACUGUAACGUUAGUUUUCUCAAUAAUAACAUGAAAAAGGAACAGAUUGAGGCAUUGGGCUUUGUUCCUCAAAAGGAUAUUGUCUACAAUAAACUGCUGCCUUAUGCUGAUAAAUUGGAUAAUGAAUCCAAUGAAAUCUUGGCGAAAAUUAAAGCUAACUUGGGGCGAGCGGUCCAGCUCAGGGAGUUAUGGCCUGGAGCACUGUUUUGGACAAGAAAACUCGCAAAUUACAUGCGCCUCUAUGGUCGGAAGUUCAGCAAAGAGGACCAUGUGCUGUUCAUCCAACUACUUUACGAGCUGGUCACCUUGCCACACCUGGAGGUUAGCAUGAUGCUAAGCUUCGCCAGGCCUCUCAUCAACCUCCUGAAGAAGAAAGAGCUGCUUUCUAGAGAUGACCUGGAGUUGCCUUGGCAACCACUCUAUAACCUUUAUGAGAAGAUUCUGUACUCCAAAACAGAGCAUCUUGGUCUCAACUGGUUUCCCAGUUCUCGCAGUGGGGGAGCCGGUAAACAAAAAGUGCUAAAUUUUAUUCGCAAGCGUUCGGUGGAGAAUGUCCUGAAGACCCUGGUGAAGAGCUGUCGGCUGUACUUCCCUGUGGCCUCCACCCAGGAGAUGCUGGACGAAUGGCGACCAUUGCUGUGUCCGUUUGAUGUCUCUCAGCAGAAGGCCAUCAGCUACUUUGAGCUCUUCCUGCCCACAAUCAUGGCCCCUGAGCAGCAUGACCAGGGCUUCAGGUUGUGGUUUGAUGAGCUGAUGAGUCUGUGGGUGUCGGUGCAGAACCUGCCAUGCUGGGAGGGGAACCUGGUCAAUCUGUUUGCCCGUCUGGCUAAUGAUAACAUUGGCUAUGUCAACUGGGAGCCAUAUAUUCCUAAGAUUUUCACGCGGAUCCUGCGAAGCUUCAAUCUGCCCGUGGGAACCAGUCAGAUGGUGGUGCCACGCUACCUCGCCAACUCCUAUGACGUGGGCCAUGUAGUGCUGUGGAUCUCCUCCCUGCUGGGUGGUCCUGGGAACCCAGCUCAGAAGCAGCUCAACGGGCUGUUCAACAGCAUCGCCUCUUUCUACCACCCCUCCAACAAUGGCCGCUGGCUGAUGAAGCUAAUGAAGCUGCUGCAGCGUCUGCCCGCCAGCGUGGUGCGGCGGCUUCACCGCGAACGCUACAAGAAGCCGUGCUGGAUCGCCGACGUGCCGCCCACGCACCGACUCACCGAACAGGAUAUCAACGACUUUGUGCAGAGCAUGAAGCAGCCCGUGCUGCUGGCCAUGUUCAGCAAGACGGGCAGCAUGGACGCCGCGCAGGCCCUGCAGAACCUCGCCCUCAUGAGGCCUGAGCUCGUCAUCCCACCUGUGCUGGAGAAGACAUACCCGGCCAUGGAAACUCUGACGGAGCCUCACCAGCUGACCGCCACCCUCAGCUGCAUGAUCGGCAUGGCACGCAGCCUCUUCUGUGCUGGACGGCACUACCCAGAGGGCCCCGCACAUGUACUGCCCCUGCUCAUGCGUGCCCUGCCCGGGGUAGACCCCAACGACUUCAGCAAGUGCAUGAUCACAUUCCAGUUCAUCGCUACCUUCACCACCCUGGUGCCUUUGGUGGACUGCUCUGCUGCCCUGCACGAGAGAAAUGACCUGACGGAGAUGGAGAGAGAGCUGUGCUCCGCCUCUGCUGAGUUCGAAGACUUUGUUCUGCAGUUCAUGGACCGAUGCUUUGCUCUAAUUGAGAGCAGCACACUGGAGCAGACGAGAGAGGAGACCGAGACGGAGAAGAUGACCCACCUGGAGAGUCUGGUGGAGCUGGGCCUCUCCUCCACCUUCAGCACCAUCCUCACACAGUGCUCCGUCGACAUCUUCAAGGUGGCUCUGGAGAAGGUGUUUAACUUUGCCACCGCUAACAUCUUUGAGACACGUGUGUCUGGUAGGAUGGUGGCAGACAUGUGCAGAGCCGCCUCCAAGUGUCACCCUGCUGAGGCGCUCAAGCUCUUCGUGCCACACUGCUGCAAUGCAAUCACCCACCUCACUGCCAAUGAGGACGUGCUGAAGGAGGAGGAGCUGGACAAAGAGCUGCUGUGGAAUCUGCAACUGCUCUCUGAGGUGACGCGUGUGGACGGCGAGAAGCUGUUGGCGUAUGGGCCGCAGCUGGUGCGGAUCCUGCAGAUGGCGCUGCACCUGCGCAGCAAACAGGGCUACAGCCUGGCCUGCAACCUGCUGCACCACCUGCUGCGCUCCACGGCACUCAUCUACCCCACCGACUACUGCAGCGUGCCCGGCGGCUUCCAUCGCCCGCUCAGCGAGUACCUGCCCAUCAAGGACUGGGGGCGGGCAGGUGACCUGCGGGACCUGCAGAUCCAGUGGCACGUGCCCAGUGCUGAGGAGACGGCCUUCGUCUUCUACGUGCUGGACCUCUUCCUCCAGCCAGAGCUGCAGCGCCUGCAGAAAUACGCACAGGGAGAGCUGGACAUGAGCCGUGAUGAAGUCCUCCAAAGUCUCUCCAUUGUUCAGAACUGUCUGCUGGGAGCUGGGAGCAUGCUGCCUUCACUGGACGGCCCCCCUGUUCCUCAGACGGUGCCCAGUCUGGUCAGUCUGGAGGAGACGGGCCUUUACAUCGGGGUGGAAUAUGACACCACCAGGGAGAACUACAGAGAGGCCAUUUGUAAAGUCAUGAGACUCUUGUUACGUCACAUCUUGGAGCAAUCUGAGGAUGACACCAAGUCUCUUUUUGCAAUCAUCAAGAUCAUCAGUGACUUGAUGCACUUCAAAGGCUCCCAGAAGCACGAGUUUGACUCCCGUUGGAAGAGCUUCACUCUGGUGAAGAAGUCCAUGGAGAACAGACUCCAUGGGAGGAAGAAGCAUAUCCGAGCCCUGCUCAUCGACAGAGUUCUGCUCCAGCAUGAGAUGCGGAAGCUGCUUGUUGAGGGAAGUGAAUACAAGACCAUCCACAAGGACCUUCUGAUGGACCUGCUCUGUCUGUCCACAAGCACGUACAGCCAGGUGCGGAGCAAGGCCCAGAGUGUGUUCUUUGCGUCGCUGGCCACGUACAACUUCUGCUGCAGAGACAUCGCCCCCCGCGUGCUGGAGCUGCUGCAGCCCCACCGCUCUGACAUCACCCAGCAGCAGUUCAAGGGGGCACUCUACUGCCUGCUGGGGAACCACCAUGGAGUAUGUCUGGCCAACCUGCAUGACUGGGACUGCAUCGUGCUGUCGUGGCCGGCGAUCGUGCGCACAGGCCUGAGCCAGGCCAUGUCCCUGGAGAAGCCCUCCAUCGUGCGCCUCUUUGAUGACCUCGCCGACAAAGUGCAGCGCCAAUAUGAGACCAUUGGCAUCGACUUCAGUGUGCCCGACAGCCUGGUGCUGAUUGGUCGGAAGCUGACAGAAUCCCAGGGCCCUGCCCCCAGUCUGGCCACGCCCACUGACAUGGAGCUGGAGCAGGGGCUGCUCAUGCAGCAGAGCAGGAACGCCGACGCCGUGGCGAAAUAUGAAGCCCUUGUGAAGGACCUGCUUGAAUGUCUUGAUGAGCGUGACCUGCCGUGGAAGUUUGAGCACAUGGCUAUCGGCUUCCUGUCGCUGCUGCUGAGAGAUGACUACCCCCUCCCGGCCCGCGCUGUCCUGUUCUUUACUGAGUGCCUCAACCACGACGCCCUCGUAGUGCGCAAGGUGGCAAUAUCUGCGUUUGGUGGUGUACUGAAGCAACUCAAGAGACCACGCAAAAAAGUGGACGUCAUUCCGAGUAAAGUCAGUGGUGUGGAGGAAUCAGAGGGCCUGGUGGGUGGAGACAGGCCAGGGAACCUGUGGCUGCAGUACCAGCACAGCCUGCUGCCGCGCUCCGAGGAGGAGUGGAACGCCACCACCUUCGUGGAGAAGACACACUGGGGCUACUACACCUGGCCCAAGAAACUGAUCGUCUAUGCCCCCGCACCAGAACAGCCAGAGGACCCAACGCUAGGUGACAUGAAUGAGAGAGAACGCAUCAUCUAUGAUCACUUCUCCGACCCGGAGUUUGUGGACCAGCUGAUCCAGUUUCUCUCCUUGGAGGACCGCAAAGGCAAAGACAAGUUCAACCCACGCCGAUUCUGCCUCUUCAAGGGUCUGUUCCGUAACUACAGCGAUGCCUUCUUGCCCGUGCUGAAGCCGCAUAUGGAGCGGCUGGCCAGCGACUCGCAUGAGAGCACCCAGCGCUGUGUGGCCGAGAUCAUCGCUGGCCUAGUGCGGGGCAGCAAGCACUGGAAAUACCAAAAGGUGGAGGCCCUGUGGCAGUUCCUGAUGCCACUCAUGCGCACCGCCCUGUCCCGCAUCACAGUUGAAACCUACACCGACUGGGGCACCUGCGUCGCCACUGCCUGCGAGAGCCGCGACCCCCGGAAGCUCCACUGGCUGCUUGAGAUGCUGAUGGAGUCCCCCCUCAGUGGAGAGGGAGGGUCCUUCGUCGAUGCCUGUCAUCUGUACGUGCUGCAGGGAGGUCUCGCUCAGCAGGAGUGGAGAGUCCCGGAGCUUCUACACCGGCUGCUGGAGUACCUGGAGCCCAAGCUCACACAGGUGUACAAGAACGUACGGGAACGCAUCGGCAGUGUGCUGACGUACAUCUUCAUGAUCGACGUGACGCUGCCGUCGAUUCGGCGCACCACGUCGCCGCACCUGCAGGACUUCACGGAGCGCGUGAUGCUGCGCCUCAAGCCCCUGCUGGAGGGAGAGGAGGAGAUCCAGAACCACGUGGUGGAGGAGAACGGAGUGGGCGAGCAGGACGAGAGGACGCAGGCCAUCAAGCUCUUCAAGACCGUGUUGAAGUGGCUGAUGGCCAGUGCUGGACGCACCUUCUCCACUCCAGUGCCUCAGCAGCUGCAGCUCCUACCUCUACUCUUAAAGAUUGCUCCUGUGGAGAAUGACGACAGCUACGAUGAGCUGAAGAGGGACGCCAAGACCUGCCUGUCCCUGAUGUCCCAGGGCCUGCUCUACCCUGAGCAGAUCCCCCUGGUGCUGUCUGCACUGAAGGAGAUUGCAGGCAGUAGCUCAUGGCACGCCCGCUUCUCGGUGCUGACCUACCUGCAGAUCAUGGUUUUCUACAACCUUUUCACCCUGCUGGAUGACCAGGAGUCCGUCAGGGAUGUCCGAGGUCUGGUCAUUAGGCUGCUGGAGGAUGAGCAGCUGGAGGUGCGAGAGAUGGCCGCCACCACCCUGAGUGGCUUCCUGCAGUGUGGCUUCCUCUGCAUGGACGGCAGCAUGCAGAGCCACUUUGAGGCCCUGUGUAAGACGCGCCUGCCCAAGAAGAGGAAGAGGGAGCGGGGCUCUGUGGUGGACACCAUCCCCUCAGUCGAUCUGGUGCGGCGCCAUGCAGGGGUGUUGGGUCUAAGCGCCUGUGUCCUCUCCAGCCCUUACGACGUGCCCACCUGGAUGCCCCAGCUUCUCAUGGACCUCAGUGCCCAUCUCAAUGACACACAACCUAUUGAGAUGACCGUGAAGAAGACGCUGUCCAACUUUCGCCGCACUCACCAUGACAACUGGCUGGAACAUAAACAACAGUUCACCGAUGACCAGUUAGGGGUGCUCACUGACCUGCUGGUGUCUCCCUGUUAUUAUGCCUAGACAGGUGAAGCCACCCGCCAACACGCUCCCCAGCCGAGCAACAGCCGAGCUGAAGCCCACGCGAGUCCAACACAGACUGUCCCAGUGCUGCUCAUGUCUCUUCUCUUCCCCAGGGGCAGUGCAUACCAGGCUCUCUAAUGCUGCAAGUUGUAGUGUUCUAUUUUUAUUUACAAAAUGAAAUUUUUAUUUUAUAUAAAAUGGUAAUUAAAGCUAUUAUGCAGAAGACGUUCGGGGCAGGGAGGGGGUGAUGGGAGACCAUCAUCCUCCUGUGGCAACGCUCCUCUGUAUGGGAGGCCAGUCCUCAGCUCUGCCCACACUACAGAAGACCCUCUGACGCCAGACUCUCUGACACCAGCCAGACCCAGCAGCGAUGGGCCAGUGGGGGGUAAGGAGGAGGGGGGGUGUCA
Molecule: messenger RNA, 6242 nt
Organism: Alosa alosa (allis shad)
Lineage: Eukaryota; Metazoa; Chordata; Actinopteri; Clupeiformes; Clupeidae
Gene: psme4b
Product: proteasome activator subunit 4b
Exons: 47
Coding region: 298-5835 (1845 amino acids)
Biological process (GO): proteasomal ubiquitin-independent protein catabolic process
Cellular component (GO): cytosol; spermatoproteasome complex; nucleus
Molecular function (GO): proteasome binding; peptidase activator activity
Source: RefSeq, a predicted model, not a curated record